This is a messenger RNA of Styela clava, 4719 nucleotides long. The record is from RefSeq and is a predicted model, not a curated record. Lineage: Eukaryota; Metazoa; Chordata; Ascidiacea; Stolidobranchia; Styelidae.
AAAAAUUUGAAUUUGAAUCAGAUAUAUACAGAUAAAACUGAAAUUGUGAAAUAGCGAGGACAGUUUCUGAUUGUAAUGAGCAGCGUUGAUGCAUAUGGGCCAAGUUCCCAAACUCUGACAUUUUUGGACACAGAAGAUGGCGAUUUGACUGUUGGAGGAGAUACCCAGGCAAGUGAAUAUGAGUUCACAGACUUCACAAUUCCAUCCCAAACCCAGACGCAAACUCAGACACAGCAAAGUCAAGCAAGCCAACUUGAUAUUGCGGAGAACAGUCAGAGUCAGGUUGGUGAUGUAGAUGGAGUCAAUCACAAUGAAGAAGUGGGGGAUGGUGAAGAUAUUGGUGGAUUACAAGAACAUAUUCAUGUUGCCACCCAGGGGGUUGCUGAUCUGAGAUUUGAGGAAGAAGAUGAAGAAGAUACUUAUUAUACUAAGGAUCUUCCCGAACAUGCUUGCAGGUAUUGUGGAAUUCAUGAUCCUAACUGUGUUGUGAUGUGUAAUACAACAAAGAAAUGGUUUUGCAAUGGCCGUGGAAAUACUUCAGGAAGUCAUAUUGUGAAUCAUCUGGUGAGAGCCAAAUGCAAGGAGGUCACUCUUCAUCGUGAUGGUCAGCUCGGUGAUUCUGUGUUGGAAUGUUAUAAUUGUGGAUGCCGCAAUGUGUUUCUUCUUGGAUUCAUACCUGCCAAAGCAGAUUCUGUUGUUGUUCUUUUGUGCAGGCAACCAUGUGCGAAUCAGAGUAGCCUGAAAGAUAUGAAUUGGGAUGCAUCUCAGUGGCAACCUUUGAUUCAAGAUCGUUGUUUUUUGUCUUGGCUGGUCAAAAUUCCUUCUGAUGAGGAACAGAUGAGAGCAAGACAAAUCACUGCUCAGCAGAUCAAUAAAUUGGAAGAAUUAUGGAAGGAAAAUUCUGAUGCAACACUCGAAGAUUUAGAAAAACCAGGAGUGGAUGAGGAGCCACAAGCUGUUUUAUUGAGAUAUGAAGAUGCCUACCAGUAUCAAAAUAUCUUUGGUCCUCUCGUCAAGUUAGAAGCUGAUUACGAUCGCAGACUGAAAGAAUCUCAAACGCAAGGAAACAUCACCGUUAGAUGGGAUGUUGGCCUAAACAAGAAACGUCUUGCUUAUUUUCAGUUGCCAAAGACUGACAGUGACAUGAAGCUGAUGCAAGGAGAUGAAAUAAGCUUGAGACAUAUGGGUUCGAACUGGGAAGGCAAAGGACAUGUUGUAAAAGUACCAGAUAAUUUUGGUGAUGAGAUUGGAAUGGAAUUGAGAUCUGCUGCGAGUGCACCACUAGAGAAUACCAGAGGAUUUCAAGUUGAUUUUGUUUGGAAAUCUACUUCUUUUGAUAGGAUGCAGAGUUCCAUGAAAACCUUCGCUGUGGAUGAAGCAUCUGUUUCAGCUUACAUUUAUCAUCGAUUGCUAGGACAUGAAGUAGAUGAACAAACAUUGAAAAUUAAUCUUCCCAAACGUUUCUCUGCACCUGGUCUACCUGAGCUGAAUCAUUCUCAGGUGUAUGCCUGUCAAAACCUGUUCUGGCACGUCCGCUGCUGUUUGAUUCCAAGGAGCCACGCUGGUACUGGAGAAAAUCAGCAAGUUCUUGUUUGCGCUCCGAGCAACAUUGCUGUUGACCAACUGACUGAGAAGAUUCACAGAACUGGAUUGAAGGUUGUGCGUCUUUGUGCAAAAGUCGUGAAGCUAUUUGAUUCUAACGUUUCAUUCUUGUCUCUGCAUAAUCAAGUCAGAAGCAUGGAUAGCUUGCCUGAACUGCAAAAGCUUCAACAGCUGAAAGACGAAACUGGUGAAUUGUCUUCUAAUGAUGAGAAAAGAUAUCGGGCAUUGAAACGCAAUGCAGAACGUGAAUUACUCCAGAAUGCGGAUGUUAUAUGUUGUACUUGUGUUGGAGCUGGUGAUCCUCGUCUUGUGAAGUUUCGUUUCAGAUCUAUAUUGAUUGAUGAAAGCACUCAAGCAACUGAACCUGAGUGUAUGGUACCUGUUGUCCUUGGGGCUAAGCAGCUCAUCUUAGUUGGUGAUCAUUCAGUUGGGACCUGUGUCAUGUGUAAGAAAGCAGCAAAUGCAGUUGCUCAAUCUCUUUUCGAGAGAUUGGUUGUACUUGGCAUUAGACCUAUAAGAUUGCAGGUACAAUACAGAAUGCAUCCAGCUCUCUCUGCUUUCCCAUCCAACAUCUUCUAUGAAGGUUCUCUACAGAAUGGUGUCACUGCUGGUGAAAGAAUGAGAACUGGACUGACUUUUUCUUGGCCUUCUCCUGACAAACCAAUGUUCUUCUAUAAGACUUCAGGACAAGAAGAAAUUGCAAGCUCUGGAACAUCCUACUUGAACAGAACCGAAGCUGUCGUUGUAGAACGGAUCACAACCAAGUUCUUAAAAUCUGGAAUCAAGCCUGAACAGAUUGGUAUAAUUACUCCAUAUGAAGGGCAACGUUCAUAUUUGGUUCAAUACAUGCAGUAUUCUGGAUCUCUACAUUCCAAGUUGUACAUGGAAGUUGAAGUGGCAAGUGUGGAUGCUUUUCAAGGUCGUGAGAAAGAUUUCAUCAUUCUUUCCUGUGUGAGAGCCAAUGAACAUCAAGGAAUUGGAUUUUUAAACGAUCCCCGUCGUCUAAAUGUAGCUUUGACAAGAGCCAGAUUCGGUGUGAUUAUUGUUGGAAGUCCCAAAGCUCUCUCGAAGCAACCUUUAUGGAAUCACCUUCUCACUUAUUUCAAAGAACAGCGGGCAUUGGUGGAAGGUCCACUCGGAAAUUUGAAAGAAAGUCUCAUGCAAUUCUCGAAGCCAAGAAAACUGACUAAUACUCUUAACCCUGGUGGUCGUUAUAUGAGCAAUGCAAUGUGGGAUGCAAGAGAGGCAUUGAUACCUGGUGGAGCCUAUGACAGAUCUUCUCAAUUUAAUGGCAACAUUCCUCCUCGUCACCAGUAUUUCCGAACUCAUGAUCAAAUGGGAAUGAUUAAUCCUGCUCAAGCUCAAGCAAUGAGUGUUUCUCUACCUGUUCCAGUCAACAUGUACAUGCAACCCUCUGUGCCACCUAACUAUUACCAGAAUGGACACAUGCAAGGUCGUCCUCCACCAAAGGGUCGUGCACCACGUUUGAGUAGAGGUGCCCAUCACAAUGGUAUGGCACAACAAGGUAGAGAUGGGUCACGUGGUUAUGCGGGUCAGCAGGCCGCCACCCAGUCUCAAGAUAUGACGCAAGGAUUCUCACAAGCAUCAACAGAACUUCACAGCUCUGUGACUCCCCAGCCUUGGAGUAUGACGCAAGGUUAUGGCACUGGCUUGUCGAUGAGUCAACCAAUCAGUCAAGGAAUGAGCCAACUAGGCCUUUCUCAGGCUGAAUUAUCACAGGAUAGUUAUCUUGGUGAAGAAUUUCGUUCACAAGUUGAUGCAGCAUUGUCCCAGGAUUCAACUUACCAGGGUGAACGUGCUUAUGCGACACAGGGAUUGAAUUUCUCCCAGUAUUAGUAAUCUGUGAAGAAAAAGACAAUCGUUGGAAGAGUCGAAUAGAAGUGGAGUGUUUAAACGAGCUUUACAACUGCCAGCGGAGAGAAACAACGGAAACGAUGUGGUGAAAACAUCUAUCCACAAACCCACAAAUAACUGACGCACACGUCUAAUCAGAAGUCAAUCAAUAUCGGUCAUAGCCCAACUACAUCCAGUCUCUCACAUAUAGCGGAAAUCACAAGCUAAGGGGCUUCUAUGGUCAUAACAGCUAGAUUACAACAUUGACAUUAUAGUCAUAUGGUAGAUUUUGCUACAAAGAAGUAAAACAUGAAGACAGCAUUCGCACAUAUGAGUCAAGUCAGUUGGAAAUUUACACUGGGACUUAUGUAUUUUCAUUUCAACUAUAAAUAGUCUUUAUCAAGGCAAAAUGGGUGUUAUCUGUCUCAAGAGUGGACUUGUCUUGAAUAUAUGGGCACUGUGACCCGUGUGCCCGUUUCUUGUUUCUGGCAGCUUGUCGGUGGAACAGUACCGAUGGAAGUUGUGUACUUUCCGCCAAAUUCAAGCCUGCUAACCUGCUGGUGGUUCGUAAACUCUGAAAAAAAAAAAUCAAAUUCAAAAUUGUACAUUUCCAGUGUGGCAGUCGUGUUAGCUGCGUAGCAUGAUAAUUUUUUUGCAAAGUAUCUCAGCCUGCUGAAUCAAAAAUUGAUAAAAUUGAGUAAAAAUUCAUCACUGAACGUAUGAUGUAGUCUUAUUUGUAAAAUAUGAGCCAAUGCUUAAUUGUUUUCUGUAAAUUGAAUUACAUUUAUCCAUGCUUAUGUUUGAUUCGGCAUGAUCUUUUUUAUAUAUUUUGAUGGAAAAAGAUUGAACUGAAGGAAAUUAGAGUUGUAUUUUCAAGAAUAAAGUAAAUUGUUUUGAGAAGAUGACCAUUACAUUAAAAGUACUCUUACCAAUUUUGGACAAAAAAUAUUGAAAAGUCCUAUUCAUUCUGUAACUCUCAAGCAAUGAUGAAAAAAUAUGUUCACCAGUUACCCCCUUAUUCUACUGGUUUGUUCGUAGUAUUCCACUUUUCACCAUUGAAAUCCAUGCCCGAAAUAGAUGAACUUGUGUGAAAAAAGAGUGACUGAAUGUUCUGAUUUUAGUUGUACAUAUAAUAAGUUGGUGUUGAAAAAUGUAGAAAUGUAAUCACUAUAUAUCCGGACUUGUGUUUUAUUUUAGAACAGUUAAAAAAUGUAUUGAUUUUAUUGAUUCAACAUGUGUAUCCAGUAAAAUGUACUCCAAAAA